CGCUCCGGGCCGGGCCGGGCCGGGCCAUGGCCGGCGUCAUCGAGCUCGAGAGGCUGCAGCGCGUCCUGGAGCUGCAGUGCUCCUGCUGCCUGCAGCUCUUCGCGGAGCCCGUGCGGCUCACGGGCUGCGGCCACAGCUUCUGCCGGGGCUGCAUCCUCCGGUACUGCGCGGGGCGGCCCCGCGCCGCCUGCCCGCUCUGCCGGUGCGCCUUCGAGCUGCAGCACCUGCGGCCCAACCGCGAGCUGGCCGCGCUGCUCAGCCUCAUCCCGCGGGAGCUGAAGGAAAACUUGGAAACGCAGGAGGAGCCGGAAGCCUACGGAGCUGCUGCCUGCAACCACCUGAGCUCGGCGGGGCAGGGACGUGGGGAGAAGGAGGAAGAGAUAUGGGAGAGCUCCAAGCAACAGGAAAUAACUGCAGAGACCAUCUACCUGUUGAGGAAAGAUCUCAAUAAAGCAAAGGAAUAUACAUCUCAUAUCAAAAGCCAGGUUACUAGAGAUUUCUGUUGCAUGAAGGAAUAUAUUGAAAGACAGGAGAGAAACACACUGAUGUUCAUUGAACAACAGCAAAAAGCUGCUCAACAGAAAAUUGAAGAGACUAUUCACCAGCUCACAGACAUCAAAGACCAAACUACAGACUUAUGUGAGAGGCAGAGGUACGAAGGCUCACCUUUGACAAUAAAUAAAAUUACACUUGAUGAAAAGCUUAAUGUUGUUAAAAGUGCUGUAGAAGAUCUUAAGAGAAAGUUGGAAAUUUUACUCUUGGAGAAUUAUGCUCAGCAACUCCCACCAGUGCAGCCUCCAGACUUACACCAGGAGCCAAGUGUCAGCUCAUCACUUCCAGAGCCUGCGGCUGAAAGUCCUGAACCAGCCAUUUCCAGCCAGUUUUCUCAGUGGGCAGAUGAUGUGACUUUUGAUCCCACAAGAGUGCACGAGCGCUUGGCACUCACAGCCCAGAACAGGAGAGUGAUGGUUUCCAGCCACCCCACCAGUUAUCAACGAUCCCCCAAAAGAUUCUGCAUCAGCCAAGUCAUGUGUUCACAGGGCUUCUCUACUGGGUGCCACUACUGGGAAGUAAUUACCAAGGACAGCGAUGGAUGGGCUGUUGGAGUUGCUCAUGAAAUGAUUGGUAAAAGGGACAAAUUGGGAAGAACUGAGCAUUCCUGGUGUGUAGAAUGGCUAGGUCCUAAAAAACAGCUGUCAGCAUGGCAUAAGGAUCAAGAAACAUUAUUACACAAGGACAAACCACCGAAGGUUGGAGUUUUCCUGGAGCUACAGAAGAAGACUGUGUCAUUUUACUCCAUCGCUGACAAAGAAAUGCUUUUGCACACCUUUGAAAUCAGUACCUCAAAUCCCCUCUACCCUGCUUUCUGGCUGUACACUCUAGAAAGGAAUGGAUCUUUAACUAUAAGUCAGCCAAACAGGAGAUAAAGCCUACUGAGACCAGGGACAAUUUUGCCAGUGACUGCAGAGUUUCUAUAAAAGCCUCAGUGUUUAGCACAGGAGUGUACCAAGGAAUGAAUGCAUAACUACCCAGGCUUUCCUGGGAAUCAGCAACUGAUACUUCUGUCUGCUCUGCUUCUCUUCACACUGUGCUCUGGUCUAGCCAUACUUCAUUAAAGCAAUUCCAGGCUAUGCUAAAGGCAGUGACCACCCCUGUGGAAGUCAGGUGGGUUUCUCAAGCAGCUUUAAGUAGUCCCAGGAUAUUCCUAGGAAAGAGUGUAGUAAGGAAGCUCUAAUGUUGGGGAUAGCCUUUCUCAUUGACCUAAUUUUUCCUACAUUGAUAUAAAAAAUAUAGGAGAACAGAUGAUGCUGUUACUUUCUGUCAAGUUAGUUUUCUUUAGACAGAUCUGAUUGAUUAAGGAAUGCUCAGAGGGUAAAAAUUUUACUGAUCUUAGGUAUGAAAAUCUUUCCCUCUAGGGCAGGCACUAACUAGGAAAUAGGCUUUGGAUUUGAGGACCUGACACUUCAAGGAGGUGUCCCAGAAGAACAUAAUUUCACUGGAACCAUGUUUUAGUCUUGGCUUGGCCAAAGGGUUGUCAGUCCUGGUGCUGGUGUGACCAUGGGCAUGCUUGUGGAAGUAGAUGUUCAGGGGUGUUUAUACCAGCUAAUAAAUUGUGGUCACUUUAGUGCUCUUUUAAAGGGCCUGCAAACAGGACUCUGUCAUGGGAAGGACCAUUUGGUCUUGCCAGUGAGCCUGAGACAAAGCAAGAGGUUCUCAGUUGCCUGUGGGGGGUGAAGGGACCAGAGCUGAGGUCCCACAAAAUCUACGGAGAACUUGAUUUCUGAGAGAUACACUGCUUCAUGCAGGCAAACUGAAAACAGCAUUCCCAAGAAGCGAAGACUUUUUCAGGAAGACUGUGGCAUUUCAGAAUUGACAAAAUUAAUAGUUUAUUGUGAAUAAAGCAUGUGGGAUUCAACUAUGUUAUUUAGUGGAAUGGAGCUCCAUGUCUUCUAAAGUAAUUGACAGAACUGCUGCUCACCUUGUCAGUUACUCUCUGCUGCCACUGAACACUGGUGGCCUAAAUGCACAUUUGUAUGAUCCCAAAGGGUGUGUGUUUCAGCAUCUCCAAGGCUGGGCUAGCUUUCCUGGGAUAGCCAAAGCCACUGCCUUCUUAGUAUUGAGGUGUCCUUUGCUCGUUCAUCUGGGAAAAAACAACUACGGCACGAAGUUGCUGGAUAUCCCCAAUUUCCCACAUUACACCGUAGUGCCCAGGGGCAGCAAUUUGUUGUGGUUUGGAUCACAGCAACAACACACCUAACAACACACAGCACAGAUGGGAACGCUCUGUGUCACUAUUUGAACAUUGGGAAUAAUUUCCUGAGUAGGUGAUUAAACAUUGGGACGGGCUGCCCGGGUUCGAGUCACCGUCCCUAGGGGUGUUUAGGGAAAGACUGGACUUGGCACUCCGUGCCGCGGUCCGGUUGACACGGUGGUGUUGGCUCAUAGGUUGGACGGGAUGAUCUCGGAGGUCUUUUGCGCCCUCAGUGAUCCCGGCGUGCUCCGAGUGCCCCGGGCUGUGCCUCAGCGCUCGCUGCGGUCGCGGCCGGCCCGGCGG
Messenger RNA from Vidua chalybeata, 3055 nucleotides. RefSeq names its product ring finger protein 135 (gene RNF135). NCBI's taxonomy places the organism in Eukaryota, Metazoa, Chordata, Aves, Passeriformes, Viduidae. The transcript is spliced from 6 exons. The record is from RefSeq and is a predicted model, not a curated record. The coding region runs from base 27 to 1427 and encodes 466 amino acids. Gene Ontology annotation, molecular function: protein binding.